AUGACGCCUUCGUGUUUAAUACGGGAAGACGGGCGGGAAAAACUGGGGUUGACACUGGCUGGCAUUAGCAGCAUUCUGAGCGUUUUAGGUGUUGUGACGAUCUGCGCCUCUGUUUACAUGAAAGUGAAAAUCGACGACAGGAUCAUUCUGUUGGGCUCCUAUACCGGAAGCGCUUUUACAGACUACGUAAUAGCAACUGGUGUUCUAGUUUUCCUUAUCAACGGCUUUAUCACCAAGGUGGCCCUAGACUGUUCAGAUCAAGACACCCGUGACACUUUUCAAGGCAUCCUCGCUUUCAUGGUUGUGGUUCUUUUCCUGCUAUCCAUCUUAGUGCUUGUGGCAGCCAUAUUGUGCUACAGACAUCACAAUGACAUUGACGAAGCUUUAGAAAGCGGAUUCUUGACGGCCAUGAUGAAAUACAAAAGUGAAGCAGCCCUGAAAACAGAGCUCGAUAUGUUACAGAUGGAGUUCCGGUGCUGUGGAGCAGACUCGUACGUUGAUUGGUUUCACGUGAGCUGGAUACACAGAAACUACAUUAACACGAGCGAUUCCAGAAUUAAACUUAAGCUGAAGGAGAAUGGCUACCUGACAGACGACGUGCCGUUCAGCUGCUGUGACAUCGGAGCAUUACGACCUUGUAUACAUCACUCCAUGACACAUGCCAGCAAGCACCCCAGCUUUGAUCGAGAGACAAUCCACACCAUAGGUUGUAAUGCGGCACUCAGGACGUACUAUCAGGAAAGCGUUUUCUUACCGGCUGGUUGCGUGGCUAUAGCGGCAUUUUCACUGCAGCUCCUCGCCACUAUUCUGCUAAGGUUACUUCAGACAUCGAUAAAGUCCGCUUUAGAGUACGGAGAUCCGGAAGGCCCGGGGGAUGCUUACAUCAUUAAAUCCCUACCGUGUAGGAGUGAUGGCUCAUGGAGUUUCGGCGAGUACGGAGAGGGAGGAGGUGGGGGAGGGGGAGGAGGUGGGGGUGGGAAAGAGAAGAAAGACAAAGGCAAAAAGAAGGAAAAGAAUAAAAAUCAGAAAAAGAAAGAUUCAAAAAAGAAGAGUUCGGGCAAAAGUAAACCCUCUAAGGGAGGAGGUGGGGGAGGGGGAGGAGGUGGGGGUGGGAAAGAGAAGAAAGACAAAGGCAAAAAGAAGGAAAAGAAUAAAAAUCAGAAAAAGAAAGAUUCAAAAAAGAAGAGUUCGGGCAAAAGUAAACCCUCUAGUAAGGCACCAAAAAGGGGCAAAAAGUAG
This is a messenger RNA of Liolophura sinensis, 1239 nucleotides long. Its product is annotated as photoreceptor outer segment membrane glycoprotein 2-like. The record is from RefSeq and is a predicted model, not a curated record. Lineage: Eukaryota; Metazoa; Mollusca; Polyplacophora; Chitonida; Chitonidae. Gene Ontology annotation, cellular component: plasma membrane. Bases 1 to 1239 code for a protein of 412 amino acids. Gene Ontology annotation, biological process: visual perception. The transcript is spliced from 4 exons.